GGCUCGUACUGCUCUACCGUAUUGGCUUUAAACUCUCCUUGGCGGCGAGAAAUAGUACGCGCUUUAUUUUUUUUUUAGCUUUCUCAAAAAAUCUCUGAAAGAGAUGGAAAACACAAACGGACCUUAAUGUCGCAGCAGAGAGAAAGUCGGACUUCUCUCGGCCUUUGGAAGAGCGCAGACAUUUGUUCGACUCUCCAGCAGGAUAUUUAGCAGGUUGGUCUGACCAUCUUAGCCAGCGAGCAUUUGAAGUCUUCACAGAGAGCUGGAUAUAAAAUUACCUCUCCAAAUAUAAGGACUUAAACUAAGUGGUAUUUUAUUUUGGCACUUAAAAAAAGUCGAUGUACGUUUUGCACCUUCCGUACGUAUAUCUUGAACCAUAUCAUGCCACGUGAGGUGUAAACAGAACGCUCCAGUGUUUGAACUUGUGAGUGGUUGUCAGGAUCUUAAUUCCACAGGUGUGUUGUGCUCUUUCUUCUUGUAUUGAUCACUUCAGCUGUUUAAAGCACACCUCACAGACUGGUGUAAUGGUUGACAUGAUAAAGACGCGUCAAUGUCUGCUCGGUGUACGGACUUUCCUCGGCGUGACGUCCAGAAUAUGGAGCUUCUUCUUAUACAUCCUCAGGAAGCACAUCAGAACGAUAAUCCAGUAUCAAACAGUGCGAUAUGACAUUUUACCGUUGUCACCCAUCUCUAGAAACCGACUCAAUAAUGUGACUCGAAAGAUCCUAGUUUUAGAUCUUGACGAGACGUUGAUACACUCGCAUCACGAUGGAGUUCUCCGACCAACAGUGCGACCUGGCACUCCACCAGACUUCAUCCUUAAAGUGGUAAUAGACAAACACCCAGUCAGAUUCUUUGUACAUAAAAGGCCACAUGUUGACUUCUUCUUGGAGGUGGUCAGUCAGUGGUAUGAGUUAGUAGUGUUUACUGCUAGUAUGGAGAUAUAUGGCUCUGCAGUAGCUGAUAAGCUGGACAACAACAAGGAAAUCCUGAAAAGAAGAUACUACAGACAGCAUUGUACACUGGAUUCAGGUAGUUAUAUUAAAGACCUCUCUGUUGUACAUGAGGACUUAUCAAGUGUAGUGAUUCUUGACAACUCUCCAGGGGCGUAUCGAAGUCAUCCAGAUAAUGCAAUACCUAUAAAGUCAUGGUUUAGUGACCCCAGUGACACAGCACUUCUUAACUUGCUGCCAAUGCUGGAUGCACUAAGAUUCACCGCAGAUGUACGAUCCGUCCUGAGCCGAAAUCUCCAGCAGCAUCGACUCUGGUGAUCAUCCGACUGAAGGCUUUCUUCAAGCCCACCGUAUUUUAUUUUUUUCAACUGCUUCCCUAUCUGACAUCUGCCUGUCCAUUCACCCUAAACUCUGACUUGUCACCUCCCAUCAACAGCCUUAAAAAAAGUGCUAUCAGAAAGGGGAGUCAAUUGUGAACUCAAAACCAAAAUGGUGAUGGAAAAGGCAAACAUUAGGAUGUGUUGGAAGUCAACUUUUUUCCCCCUCUUCUUCAUAAGAGUCUCUGGCUUACAGUUAUGAUUGUAUGUGUGUAUGAGAGGGCCUGGUGCUUUUCUUUUAAAUAUUUGAAGAUAUGGAGUGACUGGAAACUGAGGAAAACAGACCUUUUCGUGAUCUGUCUUCAGUCCCAGCUUUGGGACCUCACUUCAAAAGGUGGCACAAACAGAGGUCUGGUAAAGAGACGAGGUCUCGUAAUUGGCCACCAACACUCUGCCCAUCUAAUAGAUUUCACUGGAAUAACUAUUGAUGACACUGAUUCCAACUGCCCAGUAGAUUUCAGGGUUAUUGUGGUAGAGUUGUAUAUGUUAUUGAGGUACAGUCUUUGAAGACAUUGGUUUUAAUGAUGUAUGUAUGGUAGACCUAUCGCUACUUUGAUGUGGUGAAAAUGUUCAACUUUUUUCUCCAUAUUCUGCAGCAAAUUUUAUUCUGGUCUAUUUUAAUCUUUUAUUCUUGGCAGCAAAUUCAUUUGAAUCAUGAUUAUCAGGGAAGAUAUAUUAUGUGUUUUUGAGAAGCUGAAUGACAGAUUUUAAGCCUUUUUGCUCUUAUUCUUCUCUACAGAAUGUAUUUGAUUAAUCUAUGAAGUCCUACCACUUGGAAGCCUUUUUGCCAUUUUUUUUUUUUUCUCUCUUUUUCCUAAAAAUGUACUAAGGGCAAGACUUGAAUUUAUACUAAUUGUACUGAAGAGAUGGCUGCGCAAACAAACACCCCCUUUUUUUUUAUUUUAUUUUAACUCAAGGCUGCCUUGGUUUCUCUGUGCACCUGUCAUAUAAUGCCAGUUGUAUUCUCAUUUUACACUUGAUAAGUCUCAAGGCAGCCACUUCAUAAGUCUACCAAUUAGAGUGCCCAUGCUGACCCCUGUCCCCUGCCGAAAGCACCUACAAUGGGCAUGUGAGCGUCAGAACUGGACCAUGGAGCGAUGGAAGAAGGAUACCUGGUCUGAUGAAUCACAGGUUUGUCGUUUACCUGGGAAAGAAAUGGGAGCAGGAUGCACUAUAGGAAGAAGGCAGGCCGGUGGAGGCAGUGUGAUGCUCUGGGCAAUGUUCUUCUGGGAAACCUUGGGUCCUGGCAUUCAUGUGGAUGUUACUUUGACACAUACCACCUACCUAAAGAUUGUUGCAGACUACGUACAACCCUUCAUGGCAACGGUAUUCCCUGAUGGCUUUGUCCUCUAUCAGGAGGAUAAUGCGCCCUGCCACACUGCAAAAAUUGUUCAGGAAUUGUUUGAGGAACAUAUCAAAGAGUUGAAGGUGUUGAAUUGGUCUCAAUCUGAUUGAGCAUCUACAGGAUUUGCUGGACCAACAAGUCCGAUCCAUGGAGGCCCCACCUCACAACUUACAGGAUCUGCUGCUAACGUCUUGGUGCCAGAUACCACAGAACACCUUCAGAGGUCUUGUGGAGUCCAUGCCUCGAGGGGUCAGAGCUGUUUUGGCGGCACGAGGGGGACCUACACAAUAUUAGGCAGGUGGGAUAAUAUUGUGGCUGAUUGGUGUGUAAUGCGUUCCAUUUCUUUUACUAAAAUGCCUUUUAUGUCAUUGUUCUCACAAUCAUAGUAAAAACUGAAAAUGUCAGUGAUUUUUAAAAUUGAUUUCCAGGGCAGGAAAUGUCAUGAAAGAUACUAUAGGGAAUAUAAAUAUCUAAAAUAUGUAAUGGGCUAGAUAUUGCUCUUGGUAAAGUAAAAUGUGUUGCAAGCCACCAUUAUAACACUGGUCUGUUCACAGUACAGAUGUUAACUGGAUGCCUAGCUUGAUUAGGCUGGUUGAGUGAUUUUAGAGGGGUUUGGGCACUUUUUAGCUGGUCAGGCUAGAGGAACAACUGGUAACCCCCUGAGCACCAGAUGGCUGGAAGACGAUCUUAAACCAGCUAGAACCACAAUAUGUUAUUAAAGACAUUUAUUUACUACUUUCCAAGUAUAAUCCUUUAAAAAUAUAAAUUCCAAAGAUUGGUACGUGGCAUAUAAUUGGAAAUAUGUCCAGCUCUUUCAGUAAAAAGUGAAUCUUUAUCCAGUAGUCAUGAACAACUGGAAAAGUCAUGCAAAUGUAUUGGUCUACAAUGUUGGAAACGCUGUUAUAAAUUUGUUGUGAAACAACAAAUGUCCUCUUAAGGUAGGCGUGUGCCUUUACAAAAUGCUAAUUACACUUUUAAUAUGUAAAAGUAUUUUAACCAGUACAGGACUGUCGUGUA
Messenger RNA from Xyrauchen texanus (razorback sucker), 3692 nucleotides. Its product is annotated as CTD nuclear envelope phosphatase 1B. The transcript is spliced from 7 exons. NCBI's taxonomy places the organism in Eukaryota, Metazoa, Chordata, Actinopteri, Cypriniformes, Catostomidae. Bases 525 to 1271 code for a protein of 248 amino acids. The record is from RefSeq and is a predicted model, not a curated record. Gene Ontology annotation, molecular function: protein serine/threonine phosphatase activity.